Messenger RNA from Metarhizium brunneum ARSEF 3297, 2208 nucleotides. Lineage: Eukaryota; Fungi; Ascomycota; Sordariomycetes; Hypocreales; Clavicipitaceae. The record is from RefSeq and is a predicted model, not a curated record.
AUGUCUUCAAAAUCCUCUGCCCGAGGCCUCUUUAAGGAGUUCGGGAGAAAGGAAGAGGAGGGGAUCGGGGCGCAGAAUAACGGAAAAACACCACAAAACCCUGCCGACACGCCCAUGGUAUCGCAGCUCGAACGUAAAGCGGAAACUUGGAUGACUAGCGACCCGUCCCAUCUUCGGAAUCCGAACGACGGCCAUCCUAUUGAGCCUCAAGCAAGCGAGCAGGCCAAGCCGACUGUCCAGUAUACACGCUCUGCAUUACCCACGACUUCCAUAGUCCACAAUCCCAGUCAAAACGAUUCCCCAAGGCCCUCUGCGCCUGGGACGACUGGCGAGCACACGAAUUCGCAGGCGCCACGCAAACAGAGAUAUAGGCUCAGCCUCACUAGUCUGAGCAUUCAGUUUUCCAAGUCGCCCGAACCUUACGAGUACGCUCCUCUACCAAGAGGAAAAUACACCCGAUACCUAGUCCUACAACCCGGAAAGGACAAGGAAGCCCUCUUGUGCCAUCUUCACACUUGUACGCUCACGGACUUAUCGGAGGUUGAGAUCAUCUCCUACGUAUGGGGUAGCAGCAACAAGACCAAGCGGCUGUGGUGUGCCGGAAAGACUAUCCCCAUCACAGUGAAUUUGUGGGAUGUGCUCAGACGGGUUCGAUUACCGGAUGCACCAAGAACGCUGUGGGCAGACUCGAUCUGCAUUAACCAGGAAGACCCGAAAGAGAAAAGCGAGCAGGUCGCGCUCAUGGGCCUCAUCUUCGGGGGGGCCAAAAGAACCCUAAUCUGCCUCGGCCCAGACAAUGGACAAGGCAGCCUUGUGGAAUCUCUGCUAGGCGACGUCAACCAGAUGAUUCAACAGUUCGGCUCUUGGGAUCAAAUACCACCCCUAGGCCAGGACGACCCCAUGGCCAAGGAUCCUAGAUGGGGCUUUCUCGGCAACAUGAUCGUCUCGCCAUGGUUCAGCCGUGUCUGGGUGGUGCAAGAGGCUGCUCUCUCUAGAGAUGCCCGUGUUCUGUACGGCUCGACGGCGUUCCCGUGGCCGGAUUUGGUCCGAGUUCACUUUUGGCUCCUCCACAAAGCCCAAUUCCUAUCCGGUCUUUGGAACAGAGACCGGCCAGACUCGGAAAACUUUGUUGCGUUUCUAGCCCGGGCAAAGCGUCUUCGGUGUUCAGAUGCCAGAGAUAGGGUCUAUGCGUUUCUCGGACUACGCAUGGCCCAGGUUGGUCUUGGAAGUGGCCCGAUUGUGGUGCCAGAUUAUCAAAAGCCGAAUGAUGAAGCAUUCCAUGAGCUGGCGCUCGAAUUUCUCAAGCAUACGAAUGACCUAUGUAUUCUGUCAGCAGUGGAUCACACUUCCGAGACGCUCAAAUCCGACCUACCAUCUUGGGUUCCCAGAUGGGACUACGUUGCUUCCACUGACCAGUUUGGUCUUCAUGAUGUGCCAUACAACGCAUCACGAGGGAUGAAGCCGACAAAGCUUAGCUUCGUCUCCUCGGCAGGCUUGAGGCUUCGUGGGCUUAUCCUCGACCGAAUUCACUUCCGAUCCAAGGCCCUUCCCAAGGGUUUGCCUACGGCUCUGUGUACUCUUUGGGAAGGGUUUUCUCUGCAGAACCAGAAUUCGCUGACGAUCCUGUGGAAAGUUGUACCUUUGCCUCUACAGAAUCUGUUAGUUCUACUUGCAGAACGGAUUCCCGACAAGAACAAGGAUUUUUUGGUCAAUCUUUGGAUAUACCUAGCCAAGACGAGGCAUAAAUCCGCAUACGAUGAUGGCGAGCGUCUGCUUGCCUUUAUCAAGACGCUGCGGCGGGGAGCACACGAGGGCCGUUGGGCCUUGACGGCGGAUGAAGCGGCGUUUUGUCUGAGGCUUUGCAGGAAGAGCGCCUCUCUCGGCUACGCGAACAUGGCUGAGAUAGAACAGGUAGCGCAAGGCAGUGAUGGCAGAGAUUUCAGACUUCAUACGAGUGCGUGGUGUACGGGUCGGAGGUUUAUCCUCACAAGCAACGGCUACUAUGGGCUCGCUCCCGAGGCUGCCGAGGAAGGAGAUGUUUGCUGCAUCAUUCCUGGUUUGAGGGUUCCUGUCAUACUGAGAGGGAUGAAUAAAGAACAACACUACAGACUGGUUGGAGAAGCGUUCAUCUUUGGCUUGAUGGAAGGCCAGGGUAUUGCUAACAGGGAAAAUUGGGGUUUGAAAGAGGAAGAUGUCAUCUUGUGCUGA